AUGGCCUCUUUUUUACACUUACUCCCCUCUAUUCUCCUUGGCCUUUUGUUUCUCUCAACUCCAACUCUCUCUAGGAAUAUUAUUUUUUUGGAAGAUACACCAAUUGCACCUUCUCCUAGUGAUGACACAUCAACCUCAAUUAGCCCAUUAGGUUCCGGAGAAAUUACUAUUACACCAUCUCCUCAAGAUUCACCGGUAGAUGCGCCAGUUAGCCCACCAUCUACUGGAGAAAUUAUUAUUUCACCCUCUCCUCAAGAUUCACCGGUAGAUGCGCCAGUUAGCCCACCAUCUACUGGAGAAAUUAUUAUUUCACCCUCUCCUCAAGAUUCACCGGUAGAUGCGCCAGUUAGCCCACCAUCUACUGGAGAAAUUAUUAUUUCACCCUCUCCUCAAGAUUCACCGGUAGAUGCACCAGUUACCCCACCAUCUACUGGAGAAAUUACUAUUUCACCUUCUCCUCAAGAUUCACCAGUAGAUGCGCCAAUUAGCCCACCAUCUACCGGAGAAAUUACUAUUUCACCCUCUCCUCAAGAUUCACCGGCAGAUGCGCCAAUUAGCCCACCAUCUACCGGAGAAAUUACUAUUUCACCCUCUCCUCAAGAUUCACCGGCAGAUGCGCCAAUUAGCCCACCAUCUACCGGAGAAAUUACUAUUUCACCCUCUCCUCAGGAACAUAAACAUCAUCAUCAUCGUCGUCAUCACCACCACCACCACCACCAUCAUCAUCACCACCAUCACCAUGGUCAUGAAGGCCACCAUCAUGGACAUGAAGAUCAACCAACACCAGCUCCUUCUCCCGAAGUUUCAAGUGAUGAACCGGAAGAUCAAUCAACACCAGCUCCUUCUCCUGAAGUUUCAAGUGAUAAUUUCUCUUUCUUAAUGUUGUAA
This is a messenger RNA of Solanum tuberosum (potato), 888 nucleotides long. RefSeq names its product lysine-rich arabinogalactan protein 19-like. The record is from RefSeq and is a predicted model, not a curated record. NCBI's taxonomy places the organism in Eukaryota, Viridiplantae, Streptophyta, Magnoliopsida, Solanales, Solanaceae. The transcript has a single exon. Bases 1 to 888 code for a protein of 295 amino acids.